This is a messenger RNA of Lytechinus pictus (painted urchin), 4081 nucleotides long. RefSeq lists its product as uncharacterized. Gene Ontology annotation, cellular component: nucleoplasm. The record is from RefSeq and is a predicted model, not a curated record. NCBI's taxonomy places the organism in Eukaryota, Metazoa, Echinodermata, Echinoidea, Temnopleuroida, Toxopneustidae. The transcript has 20 exons. Bases 223 to 2838 code for a protein of 871 amino acids.
AUAUCACACAAAACACAACCCCACACUCAACGGCUCUUCAAGCAACCCAACACCACUUCAUCCAAAGUUGUAAAUAUUCAAGAAAAGGUUAUUAAUCAAGCAACAAGUAAGGAAACCAAACGGAAUAACGCUGCAGCCCAAUAACUAUUUUGGGCUUUUACUAUAAAAAAAGGAGGAAAAUUAAAAAUCUUGACCAGUGAGAGCCAGUGGAAUAUAGCAGCCAUGAGCGCCGGUGCAGCAGCAGCGAUGGACCCGCUAGUGGCCCAAAGAAGAGACCAGCUCUAUGGGGCGACUCGAACCAAUGCCCUGACAGCUAUGAAGGAAUCCCUCACUCAGGAUCACAUAAAAAUGAUUGCCAAGGAAGGAAUGAGAUCAACAUCACCCAUUCUCAACAGUACAACUAAAGGAACUUUUAAGGGAACUCAACCAGAUCGCAGUGUCGGCUUUUCAUGGGACUCUGGUCUCCAGAAUCGAUCUCAUUUUGAGUUUCGAGGAGACGCCGCGCCCGUAGAUGACAAGAUAUACAAGGCUUCGCUCACCGCAGCCGACUACGCCAAGCAUAGGAAAUCAGAAAGGCUUCCUCCAGUCAAGCCAGAAGAUAAGAUCAACCUACCGGAUAUGAAUCCAAGAUACUGGAGAGAUGGUAAAUUCGGACAGUCUCUCUACGACUCAGACUUUGUGGGUGGAAAUACCAUACAUAACCUAGACCAAGACCCUUCCAUCUCCAAAUCUCGUCAUGACAUGAGGAGAAGAAACGUCAAAGAUCUGAGGACCACUCAUUUCAAAUUCGGCAACGACCCACAACAUUACGACUCCGAAACUGUCGACUCCUUCCACAAGAACCUUUCGAUGACGGGUGCACGCCUUGCACCCAUCCCGACCCCACCGGGUCCUAAGCAACCAGAGGAGAGCCCCUCAUCCGUUGCGAGGAAGAUGAUUGAGGAUGAGAGAGAAUCCGCUGUCUUCAGACAAGGAGAUUACAACGUCACGCGUCCCAGGCCGGGUAAGACAACAUUCUCACAUGAUUACAAUGCUACAAUGAAGCCAGAUAAAUCAGCAGCAUUCGUUGAACCAACCCGUAUAGCUAAGGGCCGCUUCUUGCAGGACGACCCGACACUAAGAUCUCAGCUGAUUGAAGAAGGUGCCACUCUCUUGCCACCCAUUCCCCAGGACGAAGAAGCCAUUGCCAAGGUAGAAGCCACAAGCUCGACACUCAAGCAGAUCUUCCUUCAGUAUGACCCUGCAAGGAUCGGUUGUGUGAGCAAAGAAGUUCUGAAGCGAGUAACGGAUAGUCUUCUUGACCCGAUCUCUGCGGUAGACCUUGAUAAACUCAUCACCAAGACUAGACAUGGCAAAGAUGGUACCAUUGACUAUGAAGACUUUGUCCAAAACUUUACAGCAUGGAAGAUGGGUGACGAAGCACACAAGGCCCAAGAGGUAGCAGCAGCCGAACCGAACCUACUACAGAUAACACCGGGUGUCCUCAACCGAGGAUUGGGAAAGAGUGCCGGUACAGCUGAGGGUAGUCCUAUGUUAGACAGCGCAAACCUGGGCAAGGAAUACCAGACUUCCGUCCAUUUUAAGUUUGGAACAGAUCAAAAUCCAGUUGGUUCUAUCUACAACAAGGACUACAUCAAAGAACGACCUGGCGUUGUCAUGCCAACCAAGGAAGAACCGCCAAAACCAUCCGAGGUGAUGCAUAAGAUUCUAGGCGUUGGUUUUGAGAAGAGCACGAAACAGAGCGACUUCACAGACUUCAGUGGAACGAAAUCUAAAACCCAUCUUCAUAUGAUGGAUGUUCGUAACAUGGAGAGUCUGAGAAACAAGCGUCGUCACAAUGUCAACAAUGUCAUCUUUACCUGCGACCGAGAUAGAGACACUGUCGACAGACAAGAUUCGCUGUCUCACACGAACUACAUCAAACACUCUCUGGACGGAGAUCGCAAGGGAUACGAGAUGCCGACAACCAAGUACCGCUAUCUGGACAGUAUCGGAUGUCUUCCUUACGAAGCUCACAUCCCGUCCGCCUCAGAGACCAGUGAGGCAUACGAUUUCCGCAAGAGCAUAAUGAAUACGGAAGAUGCGCAUGAACGACUCCGCGGGAUGCGGACCGAGAAGAAAGAACGCGUCGAGGAUGCGAGGAGGGUCCAUUUCAAGCUCGGGAACGAUGGACCGAGUCACGUAAGCGAAGCACAGGAUAGCUUUACCGAUGACAAUUACAAUGGUCUGCAGAUUCCAGCUGCUGGGAAGAAGAACAAGAGCGACCCCAACUACAAGCACACUCAUUCGAGUGAAAACACACAAGAUUUGAAGGAAGAUCCCAUGCGUCCAAGUAUAUUCGAACAGAUCAGAAUGGCGAAGAAAUCAUACUACAACAACACCCCGAACCCCCGAGACCCACUGCACCUAGAGCUACGGCAGUCCCUGAUGGCUGCCGACCCCGAGAGGACGGGUCGCUUGUCAAAGGCACAGAUGAAAGAAGUCUGCGGGAAAUUCCAAAUCAAUGGUAGUCAAAAGGCCAUGAACUCAUUAUUGCAAAGGUGUGACCGAGUUGGAGAUGGGUCGGUUGACUACAAUCAGUUCAUUAGGAAUCUGACAUUAGAACAGGUUCCAAAGGAUUUAUCAGCAGCUCAUAGUUCAUCUACUAUGAGCCAUGAUUAUAAACCUCUACAUCAACGAAGCUAUACCGAUGCCCAACUUCUUACCAUUCAGCAUAUGAAUAAGAAACCCAUCGUACCAGCCCAGUCUCAUUUCUUCCAUGCCGAUCCAUUUUUCGCAACACCGUUUGAAUCCAUCUCGAAUCUUGAUUUCUGCAAGCCAGAACUAAAAAGUUUAUGAAUUAUAUGAACUUUGUGGCCUUCCCGAUAUCAGUAAAACUCCGUCCGAAUUAUGUGUGCUGUAACCGAUAGUAUUGUAUCUCUAUACGUACUAGGGUUAUUGAUUAAAGUCAUAUCGUUUAAAAUACUUGGUGCAAUUUUAGUAGUGUAUUAAGUACCUUGUCUUUGCAAUAUGUAAAUUUUGAUAAUAAAUCGUGUCACAUGAUAUUAAUGCGUAUGUUUUUAGUUCUUUUCAUAUUCGAUGAAUGAGGUAUGUUGGUAUGUCAGUUUAUUUUCCAAUUGAUGUGGUUAAGCUUGUAAGAAGAUUCUAUUUGCUAGAUAAUUUAUUGAUGUGUUUUGUUUUUUAUCUCUACAUGAGAAACACUUGUAAUUAAAUGGUUACAAAUUUCAAAUCGCAUCUUCCAAAAAAAAACUGUUGCCAUAAUUAUUGGUUGAAUUCUUUGUAUUCAACCUCAAAAUCAUAUUCAUGAAUUUACUAUAUCUAUUUGAGAAAAAAUAACGACUUUCCUUGGAAUUGAUGUGCGUCCAUUUUAUUACAAUUUGUUGUAUUUACGCGCAGAUUAUAUUAAGUUUGUGUAAUUUUAUCACAAUACUAAAUUAAAUCAUUAAGUGUGCCCAUCCCUAUCCAAUUACAUUUGAUUUAUGUACAUGCACUUUCAACAUUCAUACUUUAAUAGUUGCAAGUCAUAUAGGGGUUGUGUAAAAUACGAGCGAGAAUACCAUUUAACUUCAGUGUACCAGUAAUGAAAUUAAGUCAUAAAUCACUGACUUAAACUCAGAAUAUAUAUCGACAGUGAAAUGUCAGUAGCUAUCAUUUUUAUACAAAACAUAUACCUCCUUAUACUUAUCAUGACUAUAAGUAUCUUGAAUUUUAUUAUUUACGGAUGUGCAUGUACAAAUUAUGCUCAAUAUAAUGUGCAUUAUAAAUGUCUUCACAAACAUUUGGUAAAAGCUGCAUAUUUUCAUUGAGCAAUAUUCAUUGACAAGCAAAAUACUGUGAGAAAAAAGUAUAACGCCAAUAUUUCUAGUUAUGUGUGCUUAUUAUUGGACAAAAAUGGUGUGCAAAGUAUUGAUUUUGUUGCUUAAAAUGUGCAUUUUUAAUUUGCAAUGUUUUUGCAGUAUAUCAUUUAUGUGCGAUAUUUCAAGUUUCCUUUGUUGUCUCAUAAAUAUGCAAUAUUUUGAAUGCCUGUAAAUAUAUUUUAUAAAGUUUAAUGUAAAGGAAUAAUAAUCAGAAAUCUACUCUA